Oncorhynchus tshawytscha (Chinook salmon) is the source of this 1914-nucleotide messenger RNA. Its product is annotated as early nodulin-75-like. Lineage: Eukaryota; Metazoa; Chordata; Actinopteri; Salmoniformes; Salmonidae. The transcript has 5 exons. Bases 1 to 1914 code for a protein of 637 amino acids. The record is from RefSeq and is a predicted model, not a curated record.
AUGCCCUAUUACCCCUGCUACUACCAGUCACCCCCUGCUACUACCAGUCACCCCCUGCUACUACCAGUCACCCCUGCUACUUCCAGUCACCCCCCCCUGCUACUUCCAGUCACCCCCUGCUACUUCCAGUCACCCCCUGCUACUUCCAGUCACCCCUGCUACUACCAGUCACCCCCUGCCACUACCAGCCUACUACUUUUGUGUCGUUACACCGACCCAGAGCGUUACCCCGACCCAGAGCGUUACCCCGACCCAGAGCGUUACCCAGAGCGUUACCCCGACCCAGAGCGUUACCCCGACCCAGAGCGUUACCCAGACCCAGAGCGUUACCCAGACCCAGAGCGUUACCCCGGCCCAGAGCGUUACCCAGAGCGUUACCCCGACCCAGAGCGUUACCCAGAGCGUUACCCCGACCCAGAGCGUUACCCCGACCCAGAGCGUUACCCCGACCCAGAGCGUUACCCCGACCCAGAGCGUUACCCCGACCCAGAGCGUUACCCCAACCCAGAGCGUUACCCCGACCCAGAGCGUUACCCAGACCCAGAGCGUUACCCAGACCCAGAGCGUUACCCAGAGCGUUACCCCGACCCAGAGCGUUACCCUGACCCAGAGCGUUACCCAGACCCAGAGCGUUACCCAGAGCGUUACCCCGACCCAGAGCAGCGUUACCCCGACCCAGAGCGUUACCCCGACCCAGAGCGUUACCCCGACCCAGAGCGUUACCCCGACCCAGAGCGUUACCCCGACCCAGAGCGUUACCCCGACCCAGAGCGUUACCCCGACCCAGAGCGUUACCCAGACCCAGAGCGUUACCCAGACCCAGAGCGUUACCCAGAGAGCGUUACCCCGACCCAGAGCGUUACCCUGACCCAGAGCGUUACCCAGACCCAGAGCCGUUACCCCGACCCAGAGCGUUACCCCGACCCAGAGCGUUACCCAGACCCAGAGCGUUACCCAGACCCAGAGCGUUACCCCGACCCAGAGCGUUACCCCGACCCAGAGCGUUACCCCGACCCAGAGCGUUACCCCGUUACCCCGACCCAGAGCCCCCGACCCAGAGCGUUACCCCCAGAGCGUUACCCCGACCCAGAGCGUUACCCCGACCCAGAGCGUUACCCCGACCCAGAGCGUUACGCAGACCCAGAGCGUUACCCAGACCCAGAGCGUUACCCAGAGCGUUACCCCGACCCAGAGCGUUACCCUGACCCAGAGCGUUACCCAGACCCAGAGCGUUACCCAGAGCGUUACCCCGAGAGCGUUACCCUGACCCAGAGCGUUACCCCGACCCAGAGCGUUACCCCGACCCAGAGCGUUACCCAGACCCAGAGCGUUACCCAGACCCAGAGCGUUACCCCGACCCAGAGCGUUACCCCGACCCAGAGCGUUACCCCGACCCAGAGCGUUACCCCGACCCAGAGCGUUACCCCCGACCCAGAGCGUUACCCUGACCCAGAGCGUUACCCAGACCCAGAGCGUUACCCAGAGCGUUACCCCGACCCAGAGCGUUACCCAGACCCAGAGCGUUACCCAGACCCAGAGCGUUACCCCGACCCAGAGCGUUACCCCGACCCAGAGCAGCGUUACCCAGACCCAGAGCGUUACCCUGACCCAGAGCGUUACCUUGACCCAGAGCGUUACCCUGACCCAGAGCGUUACCCAGAGCGUUACCCAGACCCAGAGCGUUACCUUGACCCAGAGCGUUACCCUGACCCAGAGCGUUACCUUGACCCAGAGCGUUACCUUGACCCAGAGCGUUACCCCGACCCAGAGCGUUACCCCGACCCAGAGCGUUACCCCGACCCAGAGCGUUACCCCGACCCAGAGCGUUACCCAGACCCAGAGCGUUACCCCGACCCAGAGCGUUACCCUGACCCAGAGCGUUACCUUGACCCAGUGCAGAGCAUUUUUUGUUGA